AGAGGCUCUGCUGUUGCCCCUGCGAGCACCAGAUCAUGGCAAAGCUAGGAGCGUUGAUCCUUCUGGGGGCCAGUCUGGCCUUUUUGGGGCAGACGUUUGUGGCGAUUAGAGAAAGAUUUAUUACAUCUCGAGAAGUGGAGCCGGUGGAACCCCAGAAUUGCCACCUUAUUGAGAAACUUGAAAAUGGCUCUGAAGAUAUUGAUAUACUCCCUACUGGACUGGCUUUUAUCUCUAGUGGAUUAAAAUAUCCAGGCCUGCCAAACUUUGCACCAGAUGAGCCAGGAAAAAUCUUCUUGAUGAAUUUGAAUGAGCAAAGCUCAAAGGCACAAGCACUAAAAAUCAGUGAUAGAUUUGACAAAGAACUAUUUAAUCCACAUGGGAUCAGUACUUUCAUCGACAAAGAUGGCACUGUGUAUCUCUAUGUUGUGAAUCAUCCUCACAUGGAGUCCACCGUGGAGAUAUUUAAAUUUGAAGAACACCAACGCUCUCUCAUACACCUGAAAACUGUAAAACAUGAACUUCUCAAGAGUGUGAAUGACAUUGUGGUUGUUGGACCAGAACAAUUUUAUGCCACCAGAGACCACUAUUUGGACAACUUCUUCUUGUCACUUCUUGAGAUGAUCUUGGAUCUUCGCUGGACUUAUGUUGUGUUCUACAGCCCAAGAGAGGUCAAAGUGGUAGCCAAAGGAUUUAAUUCUGCCAAUGGCAUUACAGCCUCACUAGACCAGAAGUAUAUCUAUGUAGCUGAUAUAGCAGCUAAGAACAUUCACAUAAUGGAAAAACAUGAAAACUGGAAUUUAACCCAACUGAAGGUAAUACAAUUGGACACCUUCAUGGAUAACUUGAAUGUUGAUCCUAGCACUGGAGAUAUUUUGGGAGGAUGCCACCCUAAUGCCAUGAAGCUGCUAAACUAUAACCCUAAAGAUCCUCCAGGGUCAGAAGUACUACGCAUCCAGAAUGUUUUAUCCGAUAAACCCACAGUGAGCACUAUCUACGCCAAUAAUGGUUCUGUGCUUCAGGGUACCUCGGUGGCUGCCGUGUACCAUGGGAAAAUUCUCAUAGGCACUGUGUUUCAUAAAGCUCUUUAUUGUGUGCUCUAGACUUGAGAUAUUCCAAAGCCUCCAUAUGUUUGGUAAAAGUGAAUUUGUCAUUAUAUGGUAAGUUUUAAAAGAGCAGAGAGAAAUUUCAUAUUGGUCACCAAAUGGCAAGUUGGGUGAGUGACAGUCCACCAAGAAACUGGAAUGCUCCUCACUGUGUCAGAUAUCUCCAAUAUUCUCCAAUAAUGAGAAAUACGAGCCGUGGCUACGGAAGCUUCCGGCUCAGGGAGCCCCCCUUGAUAACAGUGUGGCAAAAUCGCCUUCUACAACCAGGAUGUUGAGUCUCUAGCAGUCCAGUCUAGGAGAAAAGCCAUGUUCAAGGACUUACAAUUUCUCUCCUCUUCUCUUCUCCCAAUUUUGAUGGAAAUCAACUGCUAAUCAAGUGCCCCUGCCUGCAGCUAAAAGCAAGAAUUGGUAUCGUGAGAUUGUCCCAAAGCCAUACCUUCUCCCCAAGUCCAAACGGGAAUCAGGAUCAGUGAAAUUUGCCAGACACACAGAGCUGAUGUGGUCAUUUGUAACAGGUCUUUCUUUGUAUUGACCCUUGUGCGUCAAGUAUUGUUAAUCCUGCUUGGCUCUGUACCGUGAGAUGCAGGCUCAGAGCAGUUAUCUUGUGUUGCUUUCAGCUUGCGCUACUGGUUAAUUCAAUAAGCAUUUCUUAAGCAACUUCCUAUGCACUUGGCACUAAUAAAUCCGAAAUGAAUAAGAUG
This is a messenger RNA of Heterocephalus glaber (naked mole-rat), 1804 nucleotides long. It is a transcript of the gene Pon3, whose product is annotated as paraoxonase 3. Gene Ontology annotation, molecular function: arylesterase activity. The record is from RefSeq and is a predicted model, not a curated record. Gene Ontology annotation, biological process: response to toxic substance. Lineage: Eukaryota; Metazoa; Chordata; Mammalia; Rodentia; Bathyergidae.